Messenger RNA from Onychostruthus taczanowskii (white-rumped snowfinch), 562 nucleotides. RefSeq names its product family with sequence similarity 136 member A (gene TIMCC). NCBI's taxonomy places the organism in Eukaryota, Metazoa, Chordata, Aves, Passeriformes, Passeridae. The coding region runs from base 67 to 483 and encodes 138 amino acids. Gene Ontology annotation, cellular component: cytoplasm. The transcript has 3 exons. The record is from RefSeq and is a predicted model, not a curated record.
CCCUUUAGGGCGGGUUUAGGGCCCCUUUAGGGCGGUUCAGGGCGGUUCAGGGCUGGGAGCGGGCCCAUGGCGGAGGCGGCGCAGGGCCGGGUGCAGGCCGCGGUGGAGAGCGCGGUGCAGGGGCUGGAGCGGGAGCAGAUCCGCGCCAUGCAGGGCGCCAUGUUCCGCUGCAGCGCGCGGUGCUGCGAGGACGCAGCGGCCUCCAUGCAGGAGGUGCAGCGCUGCAUCGAGCGCUGCCACGCGCCCCUGGCCCGCGCCCAGGCCAUCGUCACCGCCGAGCUCGAGCACUUCCAGGACCGGCUGAGCCGCUGCUCGCUGCAGUGCUCGGACCAGGCCAAGGACGCUCUGGACUCGGGGGGCUCGGAGCCGCGCGUGCGGGGCCAGCUGGACGCCUGCCUGGCCACCUGCGGGGACCAGCACCUGCGCCUCGUGCCCGCCAUGGCCAAGAAGAUGCGGGAGGGGCUGGCCAACAUCCAGCAGUGACGCCGGGGACGCCCCCGGGACACCCCCCCGGGGACGCCCCCCACCAACUCAUUAAAGGCCAGGUGGCACCUCCCACCAA